CUUAAUAUCCCCUUUCAAUUGCAAAAUCAAGCUUCCAUAGCUUUAAAAACGUUAUCUGUGGAUCCAAUCUUAAGACCUGAUGACGCGAAAGUAUCUUAUCUGAUUUCUUACAUUAGCAACUGUCAUUAUCUACAUAUAGAUUUAUACGCCAUAUCUGACAGAGUUCUUCGAGUACUAGCAAAUAACAUCAUCGCAUCUUUGAAAACAAUCGUUGAAUGCUUCGAUGAAUUUUAA
Molecule: messenger RNA, 234 nt
Organism: Ascoidea rubescens DSM 1968
Lineage: Eukaryota; Fungi; Ascomycota; Saccharomycetes; Ascoideales; Ascoideaceae
Product: CTAG/PCC1 family protein
Exons: 1
Source: RefSeq, a predicted model, not a curated record